Molecule: messenger RNA, 204 nt
Organism: Microthlaspi erraticum
Lineage: Eukaryota; Viridiplantae; Streptophyta; Magnoliopsida; Brassicales; Brassicaceae
Source: the annotation of a GenBank genome assembly
AUGGUGAUAUCAGACAGCGGCAACCAACGGUGGCGGAAGGGUUCAAAAGAAGAUUCCACUAAGUAUACUUCGGAGGAGGAAGGGGAAAAGGCGGCGGCGACGAUAGUGGGUCUGUCUUUCUUCUUCGACGGCGACGGUGGGCGGAGAGAACAUGCAAUCGCCUAUCCGACAAAGAGAGAGAACGGAACGGACUUGGGUUUGUGA